AUUGUACUUUCCAAGUGCUUAGUACAGUGCUCUGCACACAGGUCACAUCGUGAGAUCCGGGACAGUGUCCUGAAGGACCACAGUGGAGGUCACCUGCCCAGAGAGCCCCAGAGACUCUGAGAUGGAGAGCGAGGAGGAGGGGCGUCCCGUCAUUUCCGAUAGAUCUGCCGAGAUGGCCGGGCCUAUAACCGAGAUGCAGGAGAUCCGGGCGCAGAGCAGCAGUGGACCAUCUGGUCCUGAAUCUUCUUUGGAGGCAAGGCAGUCCCCUCCCAACGCCUCCCUGAGCACCCCUGAGAUGGGGGAGCCGCCCACAGGCAUGGAGAACCAAGAUGAAGGGUCCAAGCUAUGGGAUUUGGCAUGGCUCGAGGAGAAACUGAGUCGAAAAUGGAUCUGCUUCCUGAGGGGCGAAGAAGGCUGCCCUCCGCACCAUCAGCCAAGGUCUCGGACUCCAGCAGAAAUCCCUGAGCUUUCGGAAGAACUGGAUGUUCUGCAGUCUUUUUGCAGCUUGAAGAUAAGCCAGAUCCAACGCCAGCAGGCCCACAGCCGCGGACCUAAAAACCCAGCACUUUCCUUCGAUUCCAGGAAGGCUGUGACAGAGCAGUUGAACCACGACAUUCCUGAUCAGCUGGUGAGCAGACUCCGUCUGAAAAACAUCCUAGAGACAGUGCAACAGGUGGCAGCUGUUCAACUGCACCAGCCCGCCCAGUGUCCCGACUGCAACAAGCAAAGAGCCCAGAUGGGCCAGGUGACCUUCCUUAGGCGAAAGAAGACCCUCCUGGAAUCAGUUCUACUCCAAGAAAAAAUGGAAGAACAGCUUUAUACCAAAGAUGUGAUCACCCGCCUGGGAGAGGUGCAUCAGAGCCUCCCCAGCCUUUGGGCGGGCCCACGGUGGGUCUGGACAGAGCUGAACGCCAAGGCUCAGGCCCAGUGGUCUCAGAUCCCGACGAGCCCGAAGCCGAGAGGGUUGUCGGCGGAAGAUCCAGUCACCUCCCCUGCUGCUCCGCCAGCUCCUCUCCCCCGCUGAAGAGGAUGCGAUCUGGAGGUCUCAGGGGCCGGGAUCAGCAGUGUGCAACUCUGCGGUCAGAUCGGUAAAGCCCCUCUCGCAUCCCUACCGACCGGAAAGACACUCACUUCACAAUCCCAGCUGGAGAAAUGCUUCCGGAGGCACAGCUCUCAAGCCGCCUCAUCUAAUACAUUGUUCAUGCGGUA
Molecule: messenger RNA, 1209 nt
Organism: Tachyglossus aculeatus (Australian echidna)
Lineage: Eukaryota; Metazoa; Chordata; Mammalia; Monotremata; Tachyglossidae
Gene: C6H8orf48
Product: chromosome 6 C8orf48 homolog
Source: RefSeq, a predicted model, not a curated record